AUGGCCUCGACGAAGCCUGACCCGGCUCCGCUUUUUGCUUUCAAGGCAUCGCUGCGGCGUUCGAUUUGGGAGGAGUCGUUGAAGUGCGAGCUCAGCCAGCUGGAAAUCAAUGUUGUUGCCGACAUUGCCUCGCGCGACGCAACUGAGAAGGCCAACAAGCCUGUUGAGGCGAGCAAAUCGACACCGGAUCUGGUCGAGGACAUUCUGAAAUCAGUGACUACUUGCUCGAGCGCCGCAGCACGUUCCGAAAAGAAGCUUGAUACGAUGGUCGCAAAAGAAGGCGACGCGGACAAAAAAUUGAGCUGCACUGAUGCAAAGGUCGAGACGCUGAGUCGCAAAGUGCAAGAACUCUACCAGGUUUCAAAACAACUCGAGCAACCAAUCACUUUCCGCAUGCCUGCAGGCGUCUCUGGUCUAUACAACUGUGCCCUCGCAAUGAAAGAAGGACGUCAACGGCUUUUCGAAUCCGAUGUGUCGGCUUGCCGCGAGCGUGUACUUGUUCACAAAAGCCGCAUGGAAGAACUCGACAUGCUCUUAUAUCACAAGCAGGAGGAGAUCAAUUUGCUGGACGAACAGAAAACCUUGCUGAUUCAUGACAGAGAGGAAAAGCAAUCCAUCUGCGAACAACUUGAGAACCAGCACAAUACACUAGCAGCUCGCCAGGCUUUGCUGAAGGGAGAAAACGUCGAGAAAUCUGUAAAGACGGUUUCUCUACAAGAACAACUGGAAGCUAUCGAUGCCGAUGUCGAAGAAUUCGGGGCGGAGAUGCAAGAAUUCCACGUACAGCUCAACGCUGUUGAUGAGCAGAAGCUUGAGAAGGCGGACCAAUUUGAAGCUCUCGAUUCGCAGUUCCAUGAUGCCUCCGAAUCUGUCGUUGAAAAGAAUCAACACCUUCUGAAGAUCUCCAGCGACUUGGCCGAUUGCCUUGAAAAGAUCCGGGCCGAAUCCAUGCUGCUAAACGAGAAACUAUCGCAACAAAUCGCGCGUCAUUCGGCUGAAAUGCUGAUGGUCAAGGAGAAGGGACGGCGCUCAUUGGCCGAGCAACAGGCUGCUUCAGCCGAACUCGAUGAAAGAAGCCGCCAGGACUCCGCGAUCGUCAGUGCCGUCAAGGCGUCGCUGGGUGCUGUGGAAGAAGCUGACCCACAAUCCACUUACGAACUUGAGACAAUGCGUGGGGAAUUGCGCAAGCUGAAGAAAGAGGUCGAUUACGCCCAGGCUGAACUAAGAUCAACCAGCGAACGUUUCAAGGGCCUCGAGGUUCAGCUAAGCGAAAUCGAGGGUGAACUCAAGGCGGAAGAGCCGCGAGUCCUCGUUGAGAAGCGGAAACAGCUGGCCGCCAUGGUGACCGCAAACGAACAAAGGAAGUUUCGGGCUGCUAAACUGGCGCACGAAUUGGAAGAAGAGAUGAUGGCGAUGAGAAAUCAAGAAAAUAGCCGCGAUAAGAGUAGCAUGAGACGUGACAAGCAGCCAGCUCAACUGCCGAAAUCCGCCACAAAGCGCCAAGCAGAGAAAUACGAGAGCCCGUUGAAAAAGAGAGCGGUUGUGCCUCAAAAAUACACACCGGUCAAAUUCUCUCAGUUCUUGGAUGAAACGUUGACCACUAUGGAUCCGGACACUGAUCCCGAGGACAUCUUCGAGCCGGCUCCCAGCAAGAAGUCAAAGCCACAUAUCCAACCGAAGGCUACUAAUGUGGUGGUGCCAAAGAAGCUCGAACGCAACCGCAGCAUCAACUGCCGACCUACCGCGCAGACCAUCGUUCCACCGAAGCCCCGUCGAUUCAAUUCGGAAUCUACCGUCGCGGGACACGACGCCGAAGAUUUGGGCGCCGAUUCCGAGGCGGGCAUGAUUCUGAACCAGCGCUUCAUGGAAUCGAUGCGCCACCGACGUGACCUGGCUGAUAUCUCUUUCGACAUCGCUGACGCCAUCACCAGCACGCCAAUUGCGACUAGGAAGACCGUCGCCAAGGAGCCGCCGAAAGCCUCGAAGGGCCAAAAGCCGAAGACGACUCGGGCUACCCCAUCGCGCAGGGCCUGCUGCGUGAUGUCGCUGUCUCGGCUGAGCUCUGUGCGGACCGGCGGUCGCCUGGUCGCCAUCCAGUCACAUGCCCGCGGAGCCGCUCAUGCUGCUGCGACGACGGCGGUGUCCGAUUCUGAUGAGCCGGGCUUUCUGCAGAAGGUGAUGCUGCGCUGGAAAGGGAUUCCGUUGAAGGGUGAGGCCCAGCCGCCGAAGACGAUGUUUGAUGAUAUUGGGCGUGAAUGGUCUGCGCCGGAGCCAUUGCCCGCCAUGCCGAAGGAUUUCAAGGAACACCCCGAGCGAGACCUGGUGAACUUUCCCUAUCCGGAGCGCGCUAUGUACCCUCCCAAGACGCGAAUGCUGAUGAUCCCCGAUUCGUGGUGCACUCCUUUCCACAAGCUGACUGGAACCUCGGGCCCAUAUCUAUUCUUCGGCGGUGCGUUCGCCUUCCUGGUCAACAAGGAGCUGUGGGUGUAUGAGGAGCAGGGCCACAUGACGGCCGGCUGGAUCCUUUUCUACCUGCUCAUCUCGCGCUCCGUCGGCUUCCGCCUGGACCAGUACUUGUACGGAGAAUUCCAAAACAGGAUGAAUUACUUCAAGGGGCUUAUCCAAGAAGACCUCAAGGAUGCCACCGAGUUCCGAAAGACUUCUGCCGCUGAGACCACUUCGCUACAGGCCGUCAAGGAAUCCUUCCCCACGAUCCUCAAAGAGAACAUGGAGCUGCAACUCGAGGCCACGUACAGGAAAAAUGUUUCGACGGUCUCCACCGAGCUACAGCGCCGUAUCAACUAUCUCAAGGAUACGGAGGACGCGAAGGCCCGUUUUGAGAAGAAUCUCAUGCUGAAGUGGAUUGUGGAGGGGGUGGAACAGCAAGCGACGGAUGCCAAGUUCAAGGAGCAGUUCCUCUCCAACUCGAUCCAGCAGCUGAAGGGCUUGAAAGUCAACGUC
Molecule: messenger RNA, 2961 nt
Organism: Mesorhabditis spiculigera
Lineage: Eukaryota; Metazoa; Nematoda; Chromadorea; Rhabditida; Rhabditidae
Source: the annotation of a GenBank genome assembly